UAUCACAGUCCAAAGCCCCAUUUCGCGCCAUCCAAUUCGCAGUUCUCGGCCAUUACGAAAGAGAAGCGGGGAACAGCUGUUUUCCGAUCGAGAAACGAAAGGGUAGGGGGGUGAAUGUCGAAUGCCACUGCCGCCGGUCAUAGUUUUUUAGAAAUUUUUGUAGUAAAAAUUGUCAGUAUUCCUGUGAAAAAAUCGUGUGAAUUUCGUGCAAAUUGAACGUGGACAUGGAGCCAGCUAUCGAGGCAAACGCCGCGGCAGCUAACCUGCUGAGGCUCAUCAAACAGCUUCUGCUGGAGAAGGCCUACGAAGGCGUCCGAAUGCUCUUCCUGAGUCCCAACGAGGCGUCCAGGAACAUGCAGCACAUGCCGCUCAUCGCCAUGGACAUAUACAACGAUAUUUGCGUCGUCAACCUGGUGGACGAGGUCAACGGCCGGGAGCCGGAGCUCUUCGAUUGCGCCAACGAGCUGCUGAAACUGGUCGCCGAGCACGCCCCGCUGCAGGAGAUGAUGAUGGAGCUAAUGGAGAAGAUUGAGGAGAGCAAAAGCCACGCUGUCUUUGCAGCAUACCUGCGGGCCAUGCAGGUAAUCCUCCUGCGCCAGGGCCAGGACAAGCCCCAGGCGGUGAUGUGGUGUCUGCAGAGCGUGGCCACCUGCCUACACGAUCUGCCGCUGCCGGAGUAUCUGAGCGAGGGCUACGACGAGGCUGCGGGCCGCCUCGUGGAGCAGGAGAAGCAGGUGGAGGAUCUCUUGGCCCACUACAUAACCGUCGGCUUGUUCGAGGCUCCGCUGCUCGUGGAAAUUUUGCAGCGAGACGCCCGCCCCGACACAGUGAUAUUCCGCCACUGCGCCAUGUCGCGCCGCAACGCCCUAGCCUGCUUCCUUGUGCAACUUCUGGGCAAGCCGCUGGCCCUUCUCGAGAUGAGCUACGUGAAGGACGACCUGACCCACACCUACGUUCAUCAGGUGGUGAAGAACCUCACCCAGGAGGCCACCAAGACCAUUGGCGGCGACCCCUUCUAUCUGCUUGCCCUGGUGGAGAAACGCGCCCGUUGGGAGCGCAAACUGAACGCAGCAAAGGGCGUCUACGAGAUGACUAGCCAGAAUAUUUUUCUCAUCGAGGACUUGAUGCCCCUGCAUGCCCUGGCCAUGUACUACCACGCCAUCUUCGUGCACGACCUGUUGCCGCCAACGACACCCAAGAUUUAUUCGCCAGUCUUCCUGUUCGAGUCGGUCCUCUAUCUGGUGACUGAGCUGCUCCGGCAGCCGGAGCCACCGCUGCAACACUGCGGCCUGCGCCUCUUCGAGCACAUUUUGAUCAACUGCGGCGUCACAUCGGUGCCCCAUUCCUCGCUGCAGCUGGACGUCCAUAAGCGAUUAUGCGAUGAGCUCUGCAAGAUUGUCGGCUACUCGCCACAGGUGGCACUCCGCCAGCUGGGACUGCACGUGCUCCGGCACUACAUACUGGCCUUCGAUGACCAGGGAAAGUACUUGAUCCUCAAGAACCUGCUGGAGACGCUGCAGCACGACGGCCUGAUGGGCUAUCUGAGUGCCAUGUACAAGGACCUGGUGGACAAGGCCCUGACGGCCCACAGAAAGUGCAGCGUCAGAAUUCCCCCUGAAUUUGACGGCAAGCAUUUCCGGGAGAUGCUGAUGCUGUGCGUCUUUGUGCUGCCCAACGACGUGAAGUCGGAUUUGUUGCUGCACGCUGACCGGAUCUGCAACGCCAUCAACAUCUUGCGGUACUUUGCAGUGAUAGACAAGCAGAACAUCACCGGAUUCUGGGACGUUCUGCCGGAAAUCGAGAAGCGGCUUCUGGUGCCCCUGGGCACGGCCCUGGACUUCUCGAUGGCCCACUACAAGGCGUACAAGGAGCGCGUGGAGAACGGCCAAAGUGCCUCGGACGACGCCCUAAUGAAGAAACAGCUGCAAAUGCUGGCCGUGAACAUCAGCAACAGCGGCAUCGCCGGUGAUGGCGACAGCAGUCUGCCCGAUAUCGGACGCCAGGAGAAACUCGAUGUGCUGGCCAGCUCCAUCACCAGCCUAGAGUCGCUGCGUUCGAUUUAUGUGCGCGCCAACGAGGUAAUCGAGCAGAACGCCCGCCAGCGCAAACUCCUCCAAGACGCGGGCUCAGCUCCAUUCCCAGCCCCAGCACCCGUGUAGGCUCUUAACUUUAUAUAUUUGUGUCCAUAACGAAAGCGAAAUGAUAGCGUAAACUAAUUGUAUGUGUAAACAGAUUAGAAACCGAAACCGAUACGAACAAGCGAA
Messenger RNA from Drosophila obscura, 2264 nucleotides. Its product is annotated as glomulin. NCBI's taxonomy places the organism in Eukaryota, Metazoa, Arthropoda, Insecta, Diptera, Drosophilidae. The record is from RefSeq and is a predicted model, not a curated record. Gene Ontology annotation, molecular function: ubiquitin-protein transferase inhibitor activity. Gene Ontology annotation, cellular component: cytoplasm. The transcript has a single exon. Bases 225 to 2159 code for a protein of 644 amino acids.